This is a messenger RNA of Athene cunicularia (burrowing owl), 1313 nucleotides long. It is a transcript of the gene NRN1L, whose product is annotated as neuritin 1 like. Gene Ontology annotation, cellular component: plasma membrane. Gene Ontology annotation, biological process: nervous system development; neuron projection extension. Bases 520 to 1131 code for a protein of 203 amino acids. The transcript has 2 exons. The record is from RefSeq and is a predicted model, not a curated record. Lineage: Eukaryota; Metazoa; Chordata; Aves; Strigiformes; Strigidae.
AGCUGGUUCCGUGAUUCAUCCUUUGUGGAGCAGAGCAGGGAAUUGGGGCUUCCCAGGUUGAAGUAGCCAGAGUUGCACUUGUACCUCUUCCUUUUGUGCUUUUCCUUCCCCUUUGCCCUUUUGCUUUUUCCCUUUCCUCUUUUCCCCUUCCCCUUCUCUCCUGCUACAGUAGGAGCAGGGGCUCCAGCUUGCCAUUUGUUUGCUUUUGUUUUUUUCUGUUGUAGUCACAAAUUAAUCUUUGCUGUUAGGGGAUAAAAGCAGAGACAGAUGGCUCCAGGGAUGGCCUGGGAAGCCCAAGGCAAUGCGGCCGGCACCCUGCUUUCCCUGCGGCUAAUGAUUUACCCAAAGUGGCCAGCACCCAGCUUUCCCUGCAGCGAAUGGGCUAAUGAUUUAUCCAGAGGACUGGCAUGCUGCUCUUCCCCGCGGCUAAUGGCAGCAUCACUUGUGGGGUCAUCACAUCGAGCCACGUCAGGCUCCUGGGCUGGGGGCGAAGGUUCUCUCUGAGCGCCUGGGGAGAGGAUGCUGUGGGGUCCAGCAGGAUGUGGGAAGGGGUGCCAGCCUCUCGCCACAUUUUGGAGCCUGGUGUCACCCACACCCAGUGUCACCCAAACCCUCUGCACCCUCGAGCUGGGUGGGCAGUGGCUGUCGGGGAGGUCUGCAGGGGUUCAGCUCUGUCUCUCCCCUGCAGCCGCGAGCCAGGAGCCCGUCAGCAUGGUGGGGAAGUGUGACACCAUCUACAAGGGCUUCGCCGGCUGCCUGCUCAGCCUGGGGGACAGCAUGGCCCAGAGCGUCCGGCAGCAGCAGGAGGAGGGCAGCAAGGAGGCGCAGGAGCUAGACACCAUUUGCAAGUCUUGGGAUGACUUCCACGCCUGUGCCAGCGAGGUGCUGUCGAGCUGCCCCGAGGAAGCAGCUGCCAUCUGGGAGUCGCUGCGCCAGGAGUCCCGCAAGAUCCAGUUCCAGGGGAACCUGCAGGAGCUGUGCAGUGCCCGGGGACACCUGGCCAGUGCCCACGGCUCACCAGCUGCCGAGACCAACCAGGCCACACUGCGGGGCUCAGCCACCCGCCUGCGCCCUGGCCUCCUGGCCCUGCUGGCCCUGCCGGCCCUGCCGCUGCUGGUGCCCCGGCUCUAGCCCUGCCCUCCUGCGGGGUGCCCAGCUGAUGCCCCUGGUCAUUCCCUUGGUGCUGGCUGGGCACAGGCGCCCACGGUUCCCGCUGAGCUCACCACCCCCCAGGGCAUUCCUGCGGGGCACAGGCCUCUCCUGCAGCCCUUCAGAUGGAUUUAUAUUUAUAUUAAAAGACGCUUUUACAUUUC